UAAUACUGUUCUGGAGAAUUCAAAGCAAAACAAAGAAACUGCCUCCUCUGGGGUUGUCAGUGAGAAAGGACGAGUUGUGCAACUGGUUUGGGAUUUGCAAAAAAGCAAGGGGGUGGGGAUCAGAAGAAGGUGCAAAGCCACAAAGUGUGAGUGCGUGUGUGUGUAUGUGUGUGUAAAGGGGGGUGUGUGUGAAAAAUCCCUUCCAGCACCCCUUUCUGCUGGUUAUUAUUGCUGUUGUUGUUCACUUUGCUGUCAUCUAUUUUUCAGACCUUUCUGCAUCUAAGAUGGUGAAGAAAGGAGUGAGGAAGAGAACAAAAUAACUACUGGGAAGUCUCAAACCAGGUUGGGGAGUGUGUGUGUAUGUGGGGGGGGUGGGGUGGGGAAGAGAAAAAGGAAAGAGGAUUAACCACAGCAACCCCCCCAAAAAAAACCAACAGCUCUUUUUUCUGAGGGAGGACUCGAAGGAUUAAAAGGCAGCAACUUCUGAGGCGAUUUGUCCCCUGAGUUAUGGAUGUUGGUGCACUUACUUCAGGUCAGAUCAGAGCUCAGAGGGAUCUAACCAGAAGCAGCAACCACCGGCUCUCCACUUGCCUUUUACCAGGUUUUACCCUUCCAGUAUGUUUCUUUCGAUAAGACAUUUUCCAGCGCCCAGAGUUUCAGUACAAUGUGCAAAUGGAUACUGACAAAUGGUGCCUCAGCCUUUUCCCACCUGCCUUGUUGCUGCUUGCUGCUGCUCUUCUUGGUGUCUUCUGUGCCUGUCACCUGCCAUGACCUCGGCCAGGACAUGCUGUCCCCGGAGGCCACCAACUCUUCUUCAUCAUCCUCCUCCUUCCCCUCGUCCUUCUCCUCUCCUUCCAGUGCGGGGAGACACGUGCGGAGCUACAAUCACCUCCAAGGAGACGUGCGCAAGAGGAAGCUCUACUCUUACAACAAGUACUUUCUCAAGAUCGAGAAGAACGGCAAGGUCAGCGGCACCAAGAAGGAGAACUGCCCCUUCAGCAUAUUGGAGAUAACAUCUGUGGAAAUUGGAGUUGUGGCAGUUAAGUCCAUUAAAAGCAACUAUUAUUUAGCCAUGAACAAAAAAGGAAAAGUCUAUGGCUCCAAAGAGUUUAACAGUGAUUGCAAACUGAAGGAAAGAAUAGAAGAAAAUGGAUAUAACACAUAUGCAUCCUUAAAUUGGAAGCACAAUGGAAGGCAAAUGUUUGUGGCCUUGAAUGGACGGGGAGCCACAAAGAGAGGACAGAAAACAAGAAGGAAAAACACUUCAGCUCACUUUCUUCCAAUGGUAGUAAUGUCAUAGAUGAAGGAACUGUUUUAUCAAUGCAGUUGAACCAAAGGCUCUUUGUCAACAAUAUUUGGUAAUCCUCUUGAAGAAUAAAUGCAAAGAAAUAGUGCAGACAUUAAAUGCAAAGAAAUAGUACAGACAUUUGCUUGUUUGAAAAGAGAGCAGGGGAAGCCUUCGAAGGGUUUUAUACUCAUUACUGGCACAUGAAAUACGUUUAAUUAGUUUGGUGUCAUAUGUUAUAAUCAAGAUACAAGCUGGAGCAAAUGGGAUAAAAGCUGUUGCCAGCGUGAACAAUGUUUCUUUUUUAUCUCUGCGCUAGAACUUAAGGGACGAGAGACAAUAUCUGUUGAAUGAUCUUCGGGGGGAAAGUUAUUUAUGGAAUACUAACUCAUAUCAAAGACCUUAAUUACUCAUUCAAGCCUAAUGAUCCAAUGAACAGUUAGACACGCAAGCAUUUACUGGAAGCACUUGGAUCAUAGGCACAAAUAAAGACGUUUCUGGAGAAGCCUUGUGGAAGAAUGGAUAGGAUUAAGGAACAUAAGCAAAGUAGUGUAAAACUGUUCUAACAAAACGGAUAGUAUGGUUUGCUUGUAUAUUCUAACUUCAUUCCUUUUUAUUUCUCUCUAAGUUAUUUAUUUAAUAGGAUGUUAAAUAUCUUUUCGAUUUUGAAGUGUUUUCCUCAUUUGCUUCUUUGUUAUUUUCCCUUUUUCUCUGUACUUCACACAGAGGUUGUUAGGUUAAAAUGUCAAAACCUCAUAAGUACUCUGAGAAUAGGUAAUGGACAAGGCUUUAAAGGCAGAAUUUAAUGUGUAUAAUCCAUUUUUUCCUAAACUGUCUUGCACUUAAGCAAAAAGACCAAACAAGCAGUGCUUGGAUUUAUGGUACUGGAUGUCUCUAUGUUGGAGAGGGUUUCAGCACUCAAGAACAAACUUCAAGAAAUACUUUGUUCAAAGGGUCUUUCUGCUGUUUUGAAAUUUAGAGAAGGGGCCACAUCUGUACUUGGGUAUCAAUGCAUCUGUGCGUAUAUUCACCUGCCUUUGAUUUCAGUGUGGUUCUAAGACCUAGUACACUGCAGUCAGUGAGAGAUCUUGCAGCAAGCAUUGGGCUGGAACCUAGAUGUGGGCAGCCCUGUUAAAAUCACUGAAAUCACAAAUGUUAGAAUUAAGCAGGAUGUAAUGCCCAAGUGUAAAAUUUGGGCUCUGAAAGGUAAGUGAGAAGGCAACACAGUCCUGUAUUCCUUAGUUAAUACACCCAUUUGUCCUUGUUACCAGCUUGUAGAGUCACCGGCAUAUAGUGGGAGCAAUACCUAAAUAAGGACUGAGGGGUAGGAUCCAAAAUCAUUCUCAUGCAUUUAUCAGAGAUUAUUACUCACAUGUAUAUUAUAAAUGAGAGCCAACCAAAAAGCCGUGCUGGUGUCCAGCUUUAGCAUGCCUUUCAUAUCCAUCAUAGUAACUGAAGGCUCAAAAUACAUAAUAUCCAGCACAUUGUUAUGAAGUGUUACUAGUCCCAUGGCUUAACUUGAGCAAGUGCAGUAUAACGAAGUUAAGCAUAAUAUGAAGUCUGUUCAAUUAAAGGUACAUAAGGUUUGUUUUAUGUUUUGCUUUACUCUGUAAUUUUAGAGAGCUCUGGAUAGCUCAUCAGUGUAACCAUAUUGAGAUUCAUUUUGUUAGAGCAGGUAAAUAGAAAGCAGUACAUCAACCAACUUGUACCACUGUCUUCACAUUGUAUUCCACUAAAUAAAUAAAUAAGCCUUUGCAGUGUCUGUAGUAAGAAACAAAAGUAGUAUAAUAUUAUUUUGUUCUAAAUACUUUAAGUGAUAACUAUGAGAUUAUAUUGAUGCUGCAGUUUUAUCUUCGAUAUUUCUUGUUGUGAAAAAGUUGAUUUUAUUUUUAUUGUUUGGAAACUGUAUUUUGGUACAAAGGAGAGCCUUGCUUAAUGUGUCUUUUUGAGAAUGUUUAACCUCUAUAAAGGCUGAUGUUGUUGGGAUCUUCUAUAACUUAUUUAAGUCAAUGUUUAACCAGCACUUCAAUCUUAAUCUGUUAUUUAAAUAUUAGCUGUUUUAAAAAAGCAAAAAAGUAAUUUUCCCAUAAAAUACAAAAUGGUCAGAUUGUAUUUCCUGUCCUUAAAUAAAGUCAACUAUUUUAAAACCAGAAAGUCAUUUGAGACACAUUUUAGCUGAUAGCUAACGUUAUAUUUCGUGGACUUUAUCUCCAGCUUGCUUCUUAACAAAUGAGAUUUUUCAAAAAAGGGAAAUGAGAAUUUCAGAUUUGAAGUGUAAUUGUAGAUGAUUAGCAAAACUUCACCACCAUAAUAAAAGGGAGUUUCUGUUGUUUAAAAUUUGUACUCGAUAAUUAAAAAUGACAAGACACAGUGGACCACCCACAGUGAACAUUUAAUGUCUGCUUGGGCAAAUGUAGCAUUGGAUGACCACUCCAAGAACAUUUAGGGUAUAAAUGAGGUUCCUUUUGACAGAAAUACCAAGAUUACUUGGUCAGGGGAGCAAUUAUACAUAAACAGGAUUGAUUCAGUUUCAGGACUGAAAACACUGUGCUGCUCAGAGGCCAAAAAAGGAAAACGUGAGCAGCCAUUUGCGAUGUGAAUAGUGAUUUCUGAGAAUUAACCAAAAUAAAAAAUCCAUGAAGAAACUGAUAAUUCCUGCAUAACUGACAUAAUAUACUACCCACUAUGCUGGAAGCAAACUGCAGAUAGUCUAUCCAGAGUAUCACGGAUCCUAAAUCGUAAGCUCUGUUUUCUGGUACCCUCAGCAGAAGAGACUGCUGAGCAAAAGGAAAACAGGGAGAGGGAUUUGAAAAAGAAAAGGGAAACAAA
Messenger RNA from Struthio camelus australis, 4114 nucleotides. NCBI's taxonomy places the organism in Eukaryota, Metazoa, Chordata, Aves, Struthioniformes, Struthionidae. The record is from RefSeq and is a predicted model, not a curated record.